AUGGGAUUUGCCUUCCCGAACAAGACUCGGGGCCCACUAGGUGGCGUGUUAUCUAUAAGAGAGAGAGAAAACGGUGCGAGACCUUUCACUUCCCCAGAUAAUCAUUGCUCCCUGGUUCCAUGUAUAAAGAAAACCCUUCACUCUUCCUGUAUUUCCUUGCUACUUUUACCGGAAAAGCAUGUCUCCGCCGAAAUCCUCAUCGGGAAAAACCGCAAAACCCUUGAUUCCGGGCGUUUUCAACCCCACCAAUCGUCGAAUCUUUCUGCGGAGAACAUAGCCGAGAUUAGAGGAUCCACCGGGAUUCCGUCGGAGGUAGAAAUCAAAUUCCCGGAGGCGCAUGAGUCUCCGGAGAACCCCCCUCCAGGGUACUGCUGCGCGUUCGAGAUUUUCUUCUCUGCGUGCGGUCUGUCAUUCCCCCUUCCCGAACUCAUCGUGAAGAUGAUGUUCGAACUGGGCUUCGCUCUUCCUCAGAUGUGCCCUAACUUUGUUCGGACUGUCUUGUGCCUUCAAACUCUGGGGGAGGAGUUCAACUACCAGCUGUCUUUGGCCGACUUCCUCCAGGUAUACACAGUGAAGACUGGUCGUACCAAGGGCACGCUUUACGUAAGCCCGCUUUCCGGGCUAAAGGUCUUUGACGACCUGCCCGAGAAGGAUGAGAAAUGGCGGAAGUCCUACUUCUUUUUCCCGGUUAACGAGCUCACUUUCGGCCACCGCGUGAGUUCGCACGUAUCGAAGUGGACUUCGAAAAUCAAUCACUUCGAGCGCGGAUUGCUUUGCCCCACAUUCGCAGAAUUCUUCUCGAGGUUCUGCAGCCAGGGACAGAUUGCUUGGGACUCUUUUUCUUGCGAAAUAAUCAGAGAGUCCACGGCGAGGCUCGGAAGGCGUUCUCUCGUCUGUUCCACCCCCUUGAGCGUUUCGGAGAUGAAUUACAGAGAAGAAAGAGCGUGCCGAGCUGCCGAAAAAGAGGCAAAGAAACAGAUGGCGAUGGCCCUCGCCGAAGGCAAAGCUUGCAUUUCUAACAGGAAUUCCUCCGUUCCCGAGGUGAGCGGGACUUCCGUGCCUCCAACUGGCUCUCCCGAGCUUGGUACAGAAUCAACCAGGGCUCCUGCUGGCCCGUUGAUUCCUCCUGUGAUUGUCAUUGCUGAUUCUAGCGAUGAGCCACGGGAGAUCGCUGCUUCCCCCCCAGCGCCGAAGAAAACCUCUGCUGAGGCCUCCUGUCAGCAAACUGAUUCAUCAAAGAAGAGGAAGGAGCCUGAGACCGCCUCCUCUUCUCGUGAAAAGGGGCGAGCCCAGACCGGCCCAUCAGGUGGUGAGCGAAAUAGAUCUAGCUCGAAAGACAGGAGCCCCUCCUCGGAGAGGAGAUCUAAGGAGGCCCCACCGCCAAAAGACUCUGGAGAUUCCUCUGGAAGAAACCCUCUGAGGGAACAACGUCAUUCCGCCCGAGUCCCCCCUGCAUCCCCAGCCGAUCUAAUGAGGAGCUACAUUCGACCGGGUCACUUACUAAGCUACCAUUUUCAGCUAAUGAUGGAGUUUAACUCCUCGGUGGCUUCCUAUGAGGAGCAACUGUUCGCUUCCCCGUCAUCUUCCGAAGUGCAUCUCCUUCAAGAAAGGAUUGCCGACCUAGAAGCUCAGGUAAAGGAAUAUGCCCGUCUGGAAGCCGAAAAUGCUGACACCGUAGCGAAAGCCGAGCGGAUCCGAGCUCGGAUGAAGAAGGCUGAGGUAGAGGUGCUCGACCUCGGGGUUGCUAAUGAAGACCUCCGCGACAAGCUGAAGAAAGCGGGGGACCUUUACUUUGAGGCGGCAGAAGAUGCCAAGGCAGCAAAAAACAGACUGCACGANUUUUUUUUUUUUGCGUACCAUUAUUAA
Camelina sativa (false flax) is the source of this 1866-nucleotide messenger RNA. The record is from RefSeq and is a predicted model, not a curated record. NCBI's taxonomy places the organism in Eukaryota, Viridiplantae, Streptophyta, Magnoliopsida, Brassicales, Brassicaceae.